Messenger RNA from Sesamum indicum (sesame), 1277 nucleotides. RefSeq lists its product as uncharacterized. NCBI's taxonomy places the organism in Eukaryota, Viridiplantae, Streptophyta, Magnoliopsida, Lamiales, Pedaliaceae. Gene Ontology annotation, biological process: lipid homeostasis. The record is from RefSeq and is a predicted model, not a curated record. Gene Ontology annotation, cellular component: membrane; endoplasmic reticulum.
CAGGAACGUACUGUUUUGCCCUUAUCUUCCUCCACAUCUCAAGGAAAAGCGUGAGUAAAGUAUAAAUUAGCGGGAAGUAAGUGCCAUAAAUACUUAGCUUUAAUUACCUGUAAAGGCAAAGAAUCACACGAACUUGACAAGCAAAAAGAAAGUACAAGAGCGACGACGAACAUGAGCUACCCGUGGAGACUACAACAGGCGUGACAAAACCCACUAGCCCACAAUAAUCCUCUCCUCUGUUUUUCAGUCCGACGACGAAAGCCCAUAACGGAUUCUUUUCUGGAAAACGCUGUGAUGCUGUCAUCUGAAGGAAUUUAUACGCUGAUCAAAUCUUACCAAAGCCAAGCUGACCUGCUUCUUGAAAACUAUGUUUCUGCCGAAUCUUUUGUCAUCGAUACCUCUAUCAUCGUCGGAAUUUUUGUUUGCAAAACGGUGUAUGAUCUUAGCCGGCUGAUGAGUGCUGGUUACUUCAAAAGCUAUUUGAACCUUACAAAAUCUCAGCAAAUUGAGUGGAGCAACCGAGCCAUUUCUACAUUUCAUGCUGUAUAUAUUGCGACUGUGUCACUGUACCUUCUAUUCUGGUCAGAUCUUUACUCUGAUGACCUGCACCAUGGUCCUAUCACUCUUCGAAGUUCAACAUUGUCCGUAUUUGCAUUGGGAGUUUCUGUUGGUUAUUUCCUUUCGGAUUUCAGCAUGAUUAUCUGGUUUUAUCCUUCAUUAGGCGGAAUGGAGUAUGUAAUUCAUCAUAUUCUUUCGUUGGUUGGUGUGAUGUAUACUAUGCUGACCGGUGAAGGACAGCUGUAUACGUACAUGGUUUUAGUAUCUGAGGCAACUACUCCUUGGAUCAAUCUGAGAUGGUAUCUUGACGCAGCUGGAAUGAAGAGGUCCAGCGCAUAUAUUGUAAAUGGAGUAGUAAUAUUCAUAGCAUGGCUGGUUGCAAGAAUUCUAUGGUUCGUGUAUUUGUUCUAUCAUGUGUACCUGCAUUUCGAUCAGGUCAAGCAAAUGCACACAACUGGAAUUAUCUUGGUGCUUCUUCUUCCCGCGCUGCUUUCUGUCAUGAAUUUGCUCUGGUUUCGGAAAAUAUUCAAGGGAUUGCAGAAGACGUUGGCCAAACGGGAGUAAGCGUCUAUUCAAGGUAGCUGUUGAUAUGCAUCUAUCAGCUAGACUUAACUGUGAAUAUCUGUAGAAAAUAAAGAGUGUUGAACCUCACAUAUGAAAAGAAACAUAUACUCUGCAGAUUCAGUUGCAGAACAUACACUUGCUGCACAAAAUUGUAA